Molecule: messenger RNA, 2501 nt
Organism: Arvicola amphibius (Eurasian water vole)
Lineage: Eukaryota; Metazoa; Chordata; Mammalia; Rodentia; Cricetidae
Gene: Fhl1
Product: four and a half LIM domains 1
Exons: 8
Coding region: 301-1143 (280 amino acids)
Biological process (GO): muscle organ development
Molecular function (GO): transmembrane transporter binding
Source: RefSeq, a predicted model, not a curated record
CUACAUCCCCCGCCCGGCCGAGGGGGCUCAGUCCGCAGUCGUCGCUGUCGCCGCCACGCUUCGGCCUCGGAGCUGGUAGCGGCCACCGGUGCCGCCUAGACAGCUGCGUGGAAUCUUGAAGGUGUACAUUUCCCGAAGAAUCUGAGACUGGAGCCAGGCAGUGGUGGCGCGUGCCUUUAUUCCCAGCAUUUGGGAGGCAGAGGCAGGUGGAUCUCUGUGAGUUCAAGGCAACCAGUAGCUGUGCCCAGCCCUUCCAGAACACAUCCUGUGUGAGGUCCCUCCAGCUAUAAGGUGGGCACCAUGUCUGAGAAGUUCGACUGUCACUACUGUAGGGACCCCUUGCAGGGGAAGAAGUAUGUGCAGAAGGAUGGCCACCACUGCUGCCUGAAGUGCUUCGACAAGUUCUGCGCCAACACCUGCGUGGAAUGCCGCAAGCCCAUAAGCGCGGAUGCCAAGGAGGUGCACUAUAAGAAUCGCUACUGGCAUGACACCUGCUUCCGUUGUGCCAAGUGCCUUCACCCCUUGGCCAGCGAGACCUUUGUGUCCAAGGAUGGCAAGAUCCUGUGCAACAAGUGCGCCACUCGGGAGGACUCCCCCAGGUGCAAAGGGUGCUUCAAGGCCAUUGUGGCAGGAGACCAGAACGUGGAAUACAAGGGCACCAUCUGGCAUAAAGACUGCUUCACCUGCAGCAACUGCAAGCAAGUCAUUGGGACCGGAAGCUUCUUCCCUAAAGGGGAGGACUUCUACUGUGUGACUUGCCAUGAGACCAAGUUUGCCAAGCACUGCGUGAAGUGCAACAAGGCCAUCACAUCUGGAGGAAUCACUUACCAGGAUCAGCCCUGGCAUGCCGAGUGCUUUGUGUGUGUUACCUGCUCUAAGAAGCUGGCUGGGCAGCGUUUCACCGCUGUGGAGGACCAGUAUUACUGCGUGGAUUGCUACAAGAACUUUGUGGCCAAGAAGUGUGCUGGAUGCAAGAACCCCAUCACUGGGUUUGGUAAAGGCUCCAGUGUGGUGGCCUAUGAAGGACAAUCCUGGCACGACUACUGCUUCCACUGCAAAAAAUGCUCCGUGAAUCUGGCCAACAAGCGCUUUGUGUUUCAUAAUGAGCAGGUGUAUUGCCCCGACUGUGCCAAAAAGCUGUAACUUGACAGGGGCUCCUGUCCUGUAAAAUGGUAUUUGAACCAUGCUUUGUGUCCUUGGCUCACUCGCUCUGUUACCAUCCGUAGAGGAAGAGUGGGUUUCCACCUUCAAAGUUGCUCCUUCUGUCCUUUCUCCCAUUUUACAGUAUUACUCAACCAAGGGCACACAGUGAUCAUAUUAGGAUUUAGCAAAGAGCAACCUUGCAGCAAAAAUAAUUUCUCUGUUGCUGCAAUGGCAAAAACAAAAACUUAGAUGGACUCUUCUGCAUGUUUCUCAUAGAGCAGAACAGUGCUAACCAUGUAGCCACUUGAUGAUGUAAACAAGAAGCAUAGGUGAUAAGGCUCCCACUGAGAUGCCUUCCAGGGCUCAUCUGGGCCCACUAUGCUGUCACACGACUGAUGCGCAAGAGUUGUAGCGGCUGCUCCAACUCCCUGCUCACCUUCUUCUGUGAGCAGUAGAAGAACUUGCCAGAGUGCAUGGUUUAACUUCAUCAAAACUCUGGCCUUCCUUUUGUUCUUUUGUGCUGUCACAUGACUAACACAAAUUUCCAGAGAAUUAACAUUUUGAACUUAGCUGUAAUUCUCAAGUGAUUUCCCCCCCCCCUCUACUAACGUUUGACUCCCCCACGUGGCGUGUUUUCUGAGCAUCCCUGCUUUGAAGCAUGGAGCACACAGGUGAUUUGGAGAGUGUAAGCAGAUCUGAGCAAACGAGCCUGUUUCAGAACAUUGUCACUGUGACUUUCUGGAAGCUUAACAAAACUAACCCUCCUGUCCUUGUUCAUUUUUUAAAAUUGUGUUUUAAUUAAUAGUAAAAAUAGUUUAUGGGUUUGGAAACUUGCAUGACAAUAUUUGAGCCUCCUCAGACGUCCCUGCAGUUUUGAGAUCCAUCAUAUAAAAGAGACAAAAACUCAAGAGGGGCAGCUGUGCAGGCACAGACAGGGCUGUCAUCAACAAGAAUAUGACAUAUUAAAACCGUGACAAGUUGAAUCCCUUGUGACAUAGUUGUCUGCUCUUUGUCUGUGUUCAAGAAAACCACAAAGUCCCUUUUCUUGUGAUUCUUAGAACUUUCCCUCAAGAGUUUAGCUGGGUCUCGGGGGCUGUUGGGGGUCAUCAUCCUCCCCAGGCAGGACUGGUUUUCCACCUCCUGCUUCUCUGAAACACAGGAUACCUACUUAACUGUAUUGUCCAUUAUAUUACAUAUAUAAAGAGACGAUAUCAAGGUAAACAUGUAAUGAAAAUACAUAUCAUAUAUUACUGUAGCAGUGGUUGUAGAUGCCGCCAGCUCACUUCCACACUGUCAUUAGCUCUUUCCAUCUAACGUUUCAGUGUAUCCUUACAAAAAUAAAAGCAGCAUAGAAAGAA